AGUAUUUGAACGCGCAUGCGGUCAAGUACUUGGUUACGGUUGUCUGUGAAAGCUGAAAAAAAAUCUUUGCAGAUAGAUUUAUUUAUAUAGGAAAAUAUGGCAGAACAAGAAGAACAGAAGAAAGAGCCAGAAUCAAAGAGAGUUCACACAUACCCUUUAAUCCGACACUCAGACAUGAAUGACGAAAUGAAGACAGAGGCAAUGGAACUGUGUGUAACAGCAUGCGAAAAAUUUGCAUCCAACAAUGAGAAUGCAGCACGUAUGAUAAAGGAGACAAUGGAUAAAAAGUUUGGUGCUUCUUGGCAUGCAGUUGUUGGAGAAGGAUACGGUUUUGAAAUCACACAUGAAGUGAAAAACUUACUUUAUAUGUUUUUUGGAGGAAAUAUGGCCAUUAUUGUUUGGAAGUGUUCUUGAAAAGUAGAUGCCUUAAUGUAUAGUUUCAUUGUCAAUUUGACUUUCCAAUAUAUUUUUAAAAUGCAGCAAUAUAUCUGCCAACAACAUAACAACCUAGGACAGCGACAAUAAAAAGUCUGUGAUAUAAAAACAUCUCUGAAACAUUAAGAGACCAAGCUGCACAUUCAGUUACCUUAAUGCCUUCUUUCUUUAUCUUGUUGCCUUCAGUUCCCUUUUUUUUUUACCAUAUUGUGCAUUAAAGCAUGUUGCUGAAGUGCUGAUUAUUU
This is a messenger RNA of Saccostrea cuccullata (small rock oyster), 680 nucleotides long. Its product is annotated as dynein axonemal light chain 4-like. Bases 97 to 414 code for a protein of 105 amino acids. The record is from RefSeq and is a predicted model, not a curated record. Gene Ontology annotation, cellular component: dynein complex. Gene Ontology annotation, biological process: microtubule-based process. Lineage: Eukaryota; Metazoa; Mollusca; Bivalvia; Ostreida; Ostreidae. The transcript has 3 exons.